ACAGAAACAGUCUCCGCCAGUCAAGAAACCCUCAAAAGUCUUUUGCCAUGGAUUUAGAAGAUGAAGAAAACAUGAGUUCCAGCAGCACCGACGUUAAGGAAAACCGUAAUCUGGACAACGUGCCCCCCAAGGACGGCGGCGGCGCCCCGGGGCCCGGUGGUGGCGAGGGCACACAGCUCUCCAACGGGGGUGGCGGCGGCAGCGGCGGCGGCAGGAAGCGGCUGCUGGAGGAGGGCAGCGGCGGCCACGCCAAGUUCCGCCUGAAGAAGAGGAGGAGGAUGCCGGGGCCCGUGCUCCCCAAGAACGCGCUCAUGCAGCUGAACGAGAUCAAGCCGGGCCUGCAGUACACGCUGCUGUCGCAGACGGGCCCGGUGCACGCGCCGCUCUUCGUCAUGUCGGUGGAGGUGAACGGGCAGGUGUUCGAGGGCUCCGGCCCCACCAAGAAAAAGGCCAAGCUCCACGCCGCCGAGAAGGCCUUGCGGUCGUUCGUGCAGUUCCCCAACGCGUCGGAGGCGCACCUGGCCAUGGGGAGGACCCUGUCUGUCAACACGGACUUCACGUCCGACCAGGCCGACUUCCCCGACGCGCUCUUCAACGGCUUCGAGACCCCCGACAAGGCGGAGCCGCCCUUCUACGUGGGCUCCAACGGGGACGACUCCUUCAGCUCCAGCGGGGACCUCAGCCUGUCGGCCUCGCCGGUGCCCGCCAGCCUCACCCAGCCGCCCCUGCCCGUCCCGCCGCCCUUCCCGCCGCCCAGCGGGAAGAACCCGGUGAUGAUCUUGAACGAGCUGCGCCCGGGACUGAAGUACGACUUCCUCUCCGAGAGCGGGGAGAGCCACGCCAAGAGCUUCGUCAUGUCUGUGGUCGUGGACGGGCAGUUCUUUGAGGGCUCGGGGAGGAACAAGAAGCUCGCCAAGGCCCGGGCCGCGCAGUCCGCCCUGGCCACCGUCUUUAACUUGCACUUGGACCAAACGCCGUCCCGCCAGCCCAUCCCCAGUGAGGGUCUGCAGUUGCACCUGCCACAGGUGCUGGCGGACGCCGUCUCGCGCCUGGUCCUGGGUAAGUUUGGCGACCUGACCGACAACUUCUCCUCCCCCCACGCUCGCAGAAAAGUGCUCGCCGGGGUCGUCAUGACGACAGGCACGGAUGUUAAAGACGCCAAGGUGAUAAGCAUUUCCACGGGAACGAAGUGCAUUAAUGGUGAAUACAUGAGCGAUCGUGGCCUUGCCCUAAACGACUGCCAUGCAGAGAUAAUAUCUCGAAGAUCCUUGCUCAGAUUUCUUUAUGCACAACUUGAGCUUUACGUAAAUAACAAAGAUGAUCAGAAAAGAUCCAUCUUUCAGAAAUCUGAGCGAGGAGGGUUUAAACUGAAGGAGAACGUCCAGUUUCACCUGUACAUCAGCACCUCUCCCUGUGGCGAUGCCAGAAUCUUCUCGCCACACGAGCCGAUACUGGAAGAACCAGCGGACAGACACCCGAACCGCAAAGCGAGAGGGCAGCUGCGGACCAAGAUCGAGUCCGGGGAGGGGACGAUCCCGGUGCGCUCCAACGCCAGCAUCCAGACGUGGGACGGGGUGCUGCAGGGCGAGAGGCUGCUCACCAUGUCCUGCAGCGACAAGAUCGCUCGCUGGAACGUGGUGGGCGUGCAGGGCUCGCUGCUCAGCAUCUUCGUGGAGCCCAUCUACUUCUCCAGCAUCAUCCUGGGCAGCCUGUACCACGGCGACCACCUGUCCCGGGCCAUGUACCAGCGCAUCUCCAACAUCGAGGACCUGCCGCCCCUCUACACCCUCAACAAGCCUCUGCUCAGCGGCAUCAGCAACGCGGAGGCGCGGCAGCCGGGCAAGGCGCCCAACUUCAGCGUGAACUGGACGGUGGGCGACUCGGCCAUCGAAGUCGUCAACGCCACCACGGGCAAGGACGAGCUGGGCCGCGCGUCCCGCCUCUGCAAGCACGCGAUGUUCUGCCGCUGGAUGCGCGUGUACAGCAAGGUCCCCUCGCACCUGCUGCGCUCCAAGGUCACCAAGCCCAACAUGUACCACGAGUGCAAGCUGGCGGCGCGGGAGUACCAGGCCGCCAAGGCACGCCUGUUCACGGCCUUCAUCAAGGCAGGGCUGGGCGCCUGGGUGGAGAAGCCCACGGAGCAGGACCAGUUCUCGCUCACGCCGUGACCGGGCGCCAUGGGGGGCCGGGGGGCUGCGUCGGCCCCCGGAGCCUCACGUCGGGACUGGGGGCGGCGGCACACGCCGGGGAGGGUGGGGGGCGUCCGGAGUCGUCCCCGGGUGUCUCACUGGCGCAGCUGGGGGAGGGCGUGGGGGGCGGGGCCGCGUCACCGCGCAGCAUCUCUCUGCCACCGCGUUCCCCUCCGAACUGCCCGGCGACCGCUUUCCAUCUCCGUUCACGUCUGGGAAUCGAGUUCUACUGAGUAGGGCUUCCUUAAGUUUAGGAAACUAGAAAUUACUCUGUGUGAAAUUCUUGAAUAAAUAAUUUAUUCAGAGCUAGGAAUGUGGUUUAUAAAAUAAGGAGUAAUUAAGUCAGGUCACUUUUAUGCCACGUUAUUUUAGUUGCAGAAGAGCGGCUGUAGCUGGAGGAGGUGAGGCGCAGAGGCAGGAGUAGCAGCCUGAGGAGGCCGUGUCACGCGUCGGAGCUUAGCGCCCGUUUCCCGUGGGCACUUCCGUGGUCGGUUUCCACGCCAGGCUUCACCGUGUCCCGGGAGCAGACUCCCAGCAUGACGCCGGCCGCCCCGUGGCACGCACGGGGUCCCGCAGUGCAGACCCAGCCCCUAUAGCCACAGCCUCCUCUAGAAGCUUCCGUACUCCUCGUAGGAUCGGAUGGUGGAAAAGUGUUGUUGGUUUACUUCUAAAUAAUCACAGAAAAAACACGCCAGUGACCCUGUGCCGGCCACUCACUCGGGGUUCUAGACAGUGCUCGGCCCCCGAGGGCUGGAAGGAAUUGGAAGGGCCACGAGGCCUCACGGGGGCCCAGGGUCCCUCUGCUGCUCCCUGGGCCUGAUGCGCACGGCCGCCCAGGGCGGGCCACGGGGCACUUGCAGGCGCAUCUAGGUAGACGGCCGUUCUUGGAAAAUGCCACGUCAGGAUGUUUUUAAAUUAUUCUUUCCAGCUUUAUCAAAGACCUGUUUGAAAAGUAAAGAGCUUCCAGGCCGAGAGCCAUGAGACUGCGGGUCACGGGCACAGCAGGGGCUGGACGUUGGCGGGGGGGUCCAGGACGGCCCCACAGCGGGAGCCAUGGGGGGUCAGGGGCACGUGGUCAGGUGUGGACACCGCAGCCAGGCCCAGAGAUCUGCACCAGUUGCCUUGUCACCCCCUCAGGGUGGGGGGCUGGGGGCUCUGCCGCUGGCGGGGCUCCACCCUCCGGCCUGGGGGUGCUGAGGGCCAUCCCAGGGCCGUGGGCAGGGAUGGUGCAGGGCCCACCCCACGGCGCGCCUGUCCCGAGAGGGACCGAGCUGUAUUCCUGGACGCUUUGUGUCCUUUGUGGGUUUAGGAAGCCAGGAGCAGAAAGCGGCCUUCAUUCCCGCCUGCCCCCGGGGCCGGGCCUUGGGGGGCCGUGCGUGUGCACCAGAGGCAAGUGCCACGCCACGGGCCAUGGCACCGCAAGGCUGGUUCCGUGUGGCAGGAAGGGGUGCUCGUUGUUGGGGACUCAACCAGGUUCCAGGGAGGGGACAUCAGCCUCCCGCCAGCCUUCUCCUGCUGGCCGUCGGAGCAGGGGUCUUGCUUGGGCGGAACGUGCGAGUUUUCUCUGCACCUGCAGAGGAGAGGUGUCUGGGGUGCCGCCCCCUUCCCCAGAGCAGGCUCUCGAACACUCUAGACAAACAUCCCAUGAGUCCGUGCGUUUUUACUCUUGUCUCUAUAAAGUGUAUUUUUUCUAAUGGGAAUUGGGAGAUAGACUUAGUUUUUAAAAAAAAUAUAUGGGUUUUGGUUACACAGAACGGUGGGAAUACAUUCCACGUAUGUUUGAGGCUGUCCGUGUGUCUGGCUGAACUGGGCAUGACUGUGCCCCUCGCCCCCAGCCCACCCCAGGUGAGCUGCAGUCUGGGCACGCACAGUGGGUCCAGCCCUGCGCCCUGGCGGGAGCACCCGCAGAGGUUCAGUUCAGGGAGCCUCGGCAGGGCGGGGCGGGGCGGGGCGGGGGAGCCGGCAGGCGGGAAGCAGCAGCUCCGUGAGCCGCUCCCUGACUCUGACCGGGGCUGGCGCGCCCGGGGCGGCUGGGAAGGAGCGAAGGUGAGCGGACCCCGUGAGGCAGCUCAGGGACUCGGCUUCCAAAUGCCCUGAGCACGCAGGAGCCUCCGUUACACUGGGACAGUGUCAGGAGGUGUCACUUUGCACCCAGGUCCUUGGUCUGAAUCUUAGAGAACGGAAAGUUUGACACAACCAGGAACUUUCUGAUAAAAAUCCUGCAAUCUGAGUACAGUUUGACAGGUAGGGGACGGGGGGUUUCUGUUUUGUUGUCAGCUAGACCUGCAGCAUGAAUUCCGUGGUGCCCGGGGACCACUCAGGUGCGGCUGUGCUGGGGCCGCAGCCCGCGCGGGUAGGUGGCGCUGUCAGGGAGUCUCGGGUGGGCAUGUUCUGCGACACGAGCCGGGCUCUUCCUAGGGGGACGGUCGUGGGGGGCUGGGGGGGCUGCCACCACCCGAGGCCCCCGUCACCUGCUCACAGCAUCAGGGUGCACCUCUCCCAGCAAGGGGUGCCAAAGACGCAGUUUUCAUUCGGAGUCUUAACCUCUCAUCAUCUUUUCCUGUUUUGGAGGGUUUUUUUGGUAUUUUAAAACAAUUAUUUUUAAACGUGCGAGCCAACAUCUCACACGGCAUUGAUGUCUCUGGUUCGUUUCUGUGCAGCUGAUUUCACGAGUCCCCAGGCUGCAGAGUAGCUGCUUCCUUUGUGGAGACGGCACUCCUCCCCGUCAUUGCAAAGCGCCACGCCCAGGCGGGGCGGCUGUCUGUCCCCAAGGUGGGUGCAGAUCUGAGGACGGAGCCUCCUGCGUCCCUGGGGGACCACACGCCCCUACCCCUUUUCUCAAACAAGUGAAUAAAUAAACGCAGCACAGGUGGGUCAUUUCACUUCCAAAAUAUUGUAUGCUGGAAACCCAAGGUCCGUCCCAGUCAGAAUUUUGCUCCAGCAAGGUGAAGACAAUUGGCUGACUUCCCCAUCCCGGAAUUCUGUGACAUUGUAGGAUCUCUCGAAAGAUUCCUUCGUCUCGACCCCAAACUAUGUAAACGGAAAGGGCAGAGGAUUUGUGUUCAGGGUGUGUCCAGUUAUGUAUGUCCUUGUCCCCAACACGUCGUGUGACAAUCUCCGUGAGUGUGAGGUGGCAGGUGGGUGGCUCGGCGGGCACUGGCCACGCGAGUUCUGGGGCUUGGGUGAUGCCGGGGCUGGAGCACGAAGUUAGGGAAGUGUCUGACCCGCCCGCCGGGGACGGGUCAGGGUCAGGGUGAGGGUUAAGCGGACGGUGGGUCUGACUGGCUGAGGGCCCCGGUGAGAUGCCCCCGCCGCCCGCGGCGCCCUUCCCCGUGUGCUGUUCACGGGCCCAGCCGAGAGCGCCGGCUUUGGCCACGGCCGAUGCCGCUGGCAUGUAGGGAACUGGUGGCCGCUGUAGACGCGGACCCCAAUGACUAAAGCACAGUCCACAGAAUGCUAGUGAGUGAGUCCCCAAAGCUAUUUGCUUUUCCGGGCUUUGGGCUAUGUGCUUUUAAUUUUUAAUUUUAGAAUCCGGACACUUCAUAUGAAUGUAACUCAGCCAAGAGUUGCUCAGAUCCCAUCUCCUGUGUUCUGUGUGUAUCCGUGUACAUAGCACACGCCACGCCGCACCCCAGCAUGAGACGCUGUCCUGUGCAGACAAAGGGUUUGAGAUGUUCUCAAUAAAACUACCUUUCACUAC
Microcebus murinus (gray mouse lemur) is the source of this 5889-nucleotide messenger RNA. It is a transcript of the gene ADARB1, whose product is annotated as adenosine deaminase RNA specific B1. Gene Ontology annotation, biological process: RNA processing; adenosine to inosine editing. Lineage: Eukaryota; Metazoa; Chordata; Mammalia; Primates; Cheirogaleidae. Gene Ontology annotation, molecular function: double-stranded RNA binding; adenosine deaminase activity; tRNA-specific adenosine deaminase activity. The record is from RefSeq and is a predicted model, not a curated record. Gene Ontology annotation, cellular component: nucleolus; cytoplasm.